UAUUCGGUUCAAAUGUCUUCCGCAUUCAUAUUUCUCCUGAAGGACACGUGUUUUUGAUAUGUGUUUAAUACCUAAUUUUUUAAGCAAAUGAAGUUUCGUUGCUGUUUCGUGUCGUCUGCGGUUCUAGUAUUUGACUAACAUUGUGUAUUUGAGUGAACAGAAAGUGUGGAGAUCUCACUCAGAAGUGUUCGAGGGUCUGUUCAGCUUCAUCAUGGAUCAAACACAAACACCUCGAGAUGAAGAGUUUUCUCCAGGAUGCAGUUCAGUUGAUCAGAAGAGAUCAGAAGCAGAGUCCAGCUGUGUGUUUAUGAAGAGUGACGAGUCUAUAGGUCAUCCACAACAUUUCAGUUCAGUUCACCAGAAGACAUCAGAAGCAGACUCCAGCCGUGUGUCUAUGAGGAGUGAUGCUUCUAUGGCUCGUCCAGUUCAUUUUAAGAGUGAUGACACAAGGUCAGACCAGCAACACAGAACAGUAACAAAACCCGACUGUAAGAAAUAUGACCAGCCUGUGAAUCAACCACAAGACAGCACGUGUCCUGGUGUAAGCCAUGAAGUCCUCAACACGUUCAGAUCAAAUCUGCUGAAGAAGUUUGAGCGUGUGUAUGAGGGAACAGCGACGCAGGGAAACCCAACACUCCUGAAUGAGAUCUACACAGAGCUCUACAUCACAGAGAGUGAGAGUGGAGAGAUCAGUAAUGAGCAUGAGGUGAGACAGAUUGAGACACAAUCCAGGAGAGCAGCAACAGAGGACACAGCCAUCAAAUGCAAUGACAUCUUUACACCUUUACCUGGACAAGACAAAGCCAUCAGAACUGUGCUGACAAAGGGAGUCGCUGGCAUUGGAAAAACAGUCUCUGUGCAGAAGUUCAUCCUGGACUGGGCCGAAGGGAAAGAGAAUCAGGACGUCCAGCUCAUAUUUCCACUGCCUUUCAGAGAAAUCAACCUGAUGAAGGACAAAACACUCAGUCUUUCAGAUCUUCUUCAUGUGUUUUUCCCUGAAACUAAAGAAAUGGAAAUAUCCAGUGAUGAAUAUAAAGUGUUGUUCAUCUUUGAUGGUCUGGAUGAGUGUCGUCUGUCUCUGGAUUUUCAGAGCGCUGUGAGGUUGUGUGAUGUAAGUGAAUCAGCCUCAGUGGAUGUGCUGCUGAUGAACCUGAUUGUGGGGAAUCUGCUUCCCUCUGCUCUCAUCUGGAUCACCUCCAGACCAGCAGCAGCUGAUCUCGUCCCCUCUGAGUGUGUCCAUCGAGUGACAGAGGUACGAGGCUUCAAUGAGCCACAGAAGGAGGAAUACUUCAGGAAGAGAAUCAGUGAUCAGAGUCUGGCCAAUACAAUCAUCUCACACCUGAAGUCAUCAAGGAGCCUCUACAUCAUGUGCCACAUCCCAGUGUUCUGCUGGAUCUCAGCCGCUGUUCUGGAGAAGAUGUUGAGUCCAGCAGAGAGUGGAGAGAUUCCCAAGACUCUCACUCAAAUGUACACACGCUUCCUGAUCCUUCAGACCAACAUCAAACGUGAGAAGGACUAUGAGAAGAACCUAACAGAUGAAGACGUGAUCCUCAAACUGGGGAAAGUGGCUUUUGAGCAGCUUGUGAAAGGAAACCUGAUCUUCUAUGAGGAAGACCUGAGAGAGUGUGGCAUUGAUGUGACAGAAGCAUCAGUGUACUCAGGAUUGUGCACUCAGAUCUUCAGAGAGGAGUUGGGCUUGUAUCAGGGGAAAGUCUUCUGCUUUGUUCAUCUGAGCAUUCAGGAACAUCUAGCAGCUCUAUAUGUGCACCUCUCCUGGACAAACCACAACAGAAAUGUGAUUGUCCAAAUCACCAAACAGAGUUUGUGGUCUAAAGUAAAGGACUGGUUUCAGCGCAAUUCAUCAGAACAUGUUUCAUUAUCUGAGCUGCAUCAGAGAGCUGUGAAAGAGGCUCUACGGAGUAAAAAUGGACAUCUGGAUCUUUUCCUGCGGUUCCUCCUGGGUUUGUCCGUGAAGUCUCAUCAGAUUCUCCUACAACGAAUAAUGACGCUGAAAAGAAGUAGAUAUGAAAGAAAUGAGAAAACAGUUGAGUACAUCAAGAAGAAGAUCAGGACCAUUGGCUCUCCAGAGAAAUCCAUCAAUCUGUUCCACUGUCUGAAUGAACUGGGUGAUCGUUCACUAGUGGAGCAAAUACAACAGUAUCUGACAUCUGGAAGAAUAAAGGAAGCUAAACUCUCAUCAUCUCAGUGGUCAGCUGUAGCUUUUGUGUUGUUGACAUCAGAAGAGGAACUGAAUGAGUUUCGUGUUGAGAAGUUUGUUAAAGGAAACAAUAAGCCUGAAAAUCAGAAAGUUCUUCAGAAGCUGCUGCCUGUGAUUAAAGAAUCCAGAUCAGUUCGGUUGUAUAAUUGUGGUGUCACAGAUGAAGGUUGUGCUGAUCUGGCUUCAGCUCUGAGAUCAAACCCCUCACACCUGAGACAGCUGGAUCUGUCUGAGAAUAAACUAGGAGAUUCUGGUCUGACACUUUUCUGUGCUGGAGUAGAGGAUCCUCACUGUAAACUGGAGAAAUUGUGGUUGUAUAAUUGUGGCGUCACAGAUGAAGGUUGUGCUGCUCUGGCUUCAGCUCUGAAAUCAAACCCCUCACACCUGAGAGAACUGAAUCUGUCUGAGAAUAAACUAGGAGAUUCAGUGAAGCUGCUUUCUGAUGUACUACAGGAUCCUCACUGUAAACUGGAGACACUGUGGUUGAGUAAGUGUGGCGUCACAGAUGAAGGUUGUGUUGCUCUGGCUUCAGCUCUGAGAUCAAACCCCUCACACCUGAGACACCUGGAUCUGUCUGGGAAUAAUCUAGGAGAUUCAGUGAAGCUGCUUUCUGAUGCACUACAGAAUCCUCACUGUAAACUGGAGACACUGUGGUUGAGGAAGUGUGGCGUCACAGAUGAAGGUUGUGCUGCUCUGGCUUCAGCUCUGAGAUCAAACCCCUCACACCUGAGAGAACUGAAUCUGACUGUGAAUAAAGUAGGAGAUUUUGGUAGGAAGUUACUCUCUGAUCUGAGGAUGAUCCACAUUCUAAACUGGAGACAUUAGACUAUCUGUCUGGGAGUGAUAGAUUUAUAACAGUAAAUUAUCAACAACUCUAUGGACAGUUGUUCAUUUAUAUUUCUGGCUGUAAUAUCAGAACGUCAGUCCAGUUUCGUCAGGAUCAGCUGAUGGUGAAUAAGGAGCUGCUACAGAGACGUCACAGUCACACAAUCAACAGACUGAAGACACAGAGACACACAGCGUCACACUGUCACUAUUUCCUGUUAUACAGGCCCACGAAAACGAGUGACUGAAAAUUAGUUACUGAAACAUGAAGAGAAUUAGCUCACCAUUGCAACAGUGUAUGGUUUAUCAGUGUUCUUCAAGCCAUCUCAGGUAUUUUUCAUAAGGAUAAUGUAUAUUUAUAAUGCAGUGCUAAUCGACACAGCCUUUAUCACUGUAUAGAAUACUGUAAAAUAAUGUAAUUUCUGCCUCAUUCUGUGAUCAGCCAUGUUGAAUUGCACUAACUGAAAAGAAUACAUUGCAUUAACAGUGCAUUAUAUUAAUGCAUUACAUUUGUGGCAGAGCAGCCUAAAAAUGUCAACAAACAACAGAUCGCAGUGUAAUGAGGUGUAGCAGACCAGUGCAAACAUUUCAGAUAUUGGAGGGGAUACUGAUACAUUUUUUAAGGCAGUAUAGAUGUAUCCUUUGCUGCAUGUGAUAUUUCACAUUCAUGUGCGUAGUGAUGGGAGAAAUUAAACUUUUCGAAAACUUUGAAUCAGUUUAACCAAUUGAUUUGCAAAAUGAUUCACUUGAAGUAGUAAUGGGGGUAACACUUUACAAUAACAGUACAUGAAUUAUCAUGUACUAAUACCUUAAUUAAUAAUUACUUGACUAUGAACUAAUGAAGAGUUAAGACAUGUAUUAAUCAAGAACUAAUGAAGAACUAACUUAACUACGACAUGAGUCAUAUGAAUUACCGCAUGAAUAACACCACCUUAAUUACAUGUUAGUUCCUGCAUGUUAGUUAAUGUAUUAAUUAACACUUUGGGGUAAACUAAAUCAAACAUGCUCUAGAAGAAAGAUUCAUGAAAAUGGCACACUGCGAAAUUGUUUAUAAAUUUUCCACCUGCAGCUGUCACAAACAUCAGUGAAUGACAGUGGAUUUCUUGCAAUAUUUACGUUUAACCUAACUCAUCCAACGCACAAUGAUGCAUUCAUAAUUAAAAACAACUUCAUCUCAUCCUGUUUUGAGUGAUUCCACUGCUGCCCUCCUACAAUAAUGUAUUCAUUAAGCAGAUGCAAUUUUCCAAAUUAAAAUCAGUGUUAGCAUAGAGAUGAUGGUUAUGUUAUGGAUUGGUUUACUAUCUUUAUAUCAUAAUAAUGCAUCCAAAUGCAGCCACAUGACCUCUGCUCUUCCACUUUUUUACAAACCACCAAAAAACACCAAAUAUCUGAUUUAGAUGAGCUGAAUCUGUAUAAAACAUGUGUAAUUGAUAACUUUUUAAAGAUGUGCCCCUCCAAGACAACUCAUGAAUUCAUGUUAAGUUAUAAGUAAUUAAUGAUGAGUUAAUAAUAUUGUGCCCCCCCAAGUAAAGUCAUGGCAUUAUGAUACAUUAACAAGGCAUGAGUUUAUGUUAGUUAGUCUAUGAGUAGUUAAUGAUUUAUUAAUAAUGUGUACAGUCAAGUAAAGUCCAACUUAAUCUGAUAAUUCAUAUAAAAUGUGGUUCUAUAAAACGUACAUUUACUUAUGUUUUUACAGGCACUAAAACGUACAAUACUAACGUAUUUUCAGCAUCUAAAUGUACAAAUACUUACGUAUUGACAAAAAUGAAUCCUUAUGAAUAAAACAGCAGGUGAGAAGCUGUGUUAUUUUAGUAGUAUUUGUAAACUAUUAUUGCGUUUAUUACAGUUUUUCUCAGUCGCUUUGGUGCAUUUCUCGAAUCAGAAAUGAAAUUCUC
Molecule: messenger RNA, 4938 nt
Organism: Onychostoma macrolepis
Lineage: Eukaryota; Metazoa; Chordata; Actinopteri; Cypriniformes; Cyprinidae
Product: NACHT, LRR and PYD domains-containing protein 3-like
Exons: 10
Coding region: 212-3043 (943 amino acids)
Molecular function (GO): protein binding
Source: RefSeq, a predicted model, not a curated record